AAGGACAUCAGACGGCAACAAGCAGGCGAGAAAAUAAGAUAUGAAAGUGGUUCGGAACGGAAUGGGAUUUUGUGGCCAGUGGUCAUUGCCACCGAACUUGGUCAAUGUCGCGAUAGGCAAGCCUUCCCAGCAAUCAUCAAAUAACUAUGGUCUAAAUAAAGGGUUUUCAAAUUUGGCUGUGGAUGGCGAUUCAGACCAGGACUGGUACCAUGGUUCAUGUACGCAUACACGAAAUGAUUUCAGAGCCUGGUGGAUGGUGGAUCUACAAGCUUCGUACUUGAUACAUUCUGUUAAAGUGUUUAAAAGCAUAAAUGCCGUACCCGCUCGUCUAAGCAACUUCAAAAUAGAAGUAAGCAGUGAUUCGGUCAACUGGAACCUAUGCUUUCAUCAAGGCGGGCCGCUGCAAAGUGACUGGGAACUCUUCUAUUGCCAGGCAUCAAUUAGAGGUCGAUAUGUCAGGGUGCAACUACAAGGCAGUAACUAUCUCACACUGUGUGAAGUUGAAGUAUAUGCACAAUAGCACAAGCGUAGAAACCUUCAAUGUUAAAACCGUAGCCAGAAUUGGUUUUUGUGUUUAUUGUAAAUCUACAGCACAUUUUUAAUUAAUUUCAUUUCUUAUAAUCAUUGAUAAAUAUAUCACCGAAUGAAAUACAAUUUCUUGUGCUUUUCUCCUGUGGCUAAACUUAUCUACAGGCGAUGUCAAAGAAAGUCUGUCACCUUCCUGUGCCAUUUUUGGUAUGUAGUCCAAGAUAUUUCGAAAUAGCCACUACGGUAUGAUCAUUUUGGUAAACAAAAAGAACAAGGAUAAAUGCAAAGUUCGGAGUAAUCUAUGAAUGCAUCACUGCAAACCAGAACAGAUUUGAAACUUUCAUGGCAGGUAGUUUUGAUUGUUUUGUUGAUAGGAGUUUCACCAUACCGUAAGGACUUGUUGACAAAAACCUAUUCGAGUGGCAUCUCUAAUAACCACAUAGUUAUAUUUGAUAUUAUGACGACAAUCAUACCUGACUUACCAGUAGAUAAAGGUAGAUAAAGGUAUUACAUAUUGAUCCAUCACGGUAUUACAUAUUGAUCCAUCAAGAUAUUACAUCUUGAUCCAUCAAGGUAUUACAUUUUGAUCCAUAAAGGUAUUACAUCUUGAUCCAUCAAGGUAUUACAUAUUGAUCCAUCAAGGUAUUACAUCUUGAUCCAUCAAAUUAUUACAUCUUGAUCACCAAGGUAUUACAUCUUGAUCUACAUUUUGAUCACAUUUAUGCGUGCGCGCGCAGUUCAUCCACUGAACGAAACGCCACUUCCCGCUGAAAUCA
Messenger RNA from Owenia fusiformis, 1304 nucleotides. The record is from the annotation of a GenBank genome assembly. Lineage: Eukaryota; Metazoa; Annelida; Polychaeta; Sabellida; Oweniidae.